CCUCACAGGCAGUGUAGGCAUUUGGCGUGGCAGUCAGCUGUUUAUUCUCUGCAGUGACCACACCAGCACACAGGACCUGUCCCAGUGCAAGGCCAGUCUGUGCAGAGGAGUGUUCCUGCUGUGGGCUGCAGGGAGCACCUCAUCCAGGUUCAGCAUUUCUUGUGCUGCCCAGGGACACAUCAGAGCUCAACUCUGAUACCAGAAGUCUCUUUUUUUUCAGAAGCUGGAAGAUCACUUUCUAGGAAGAUCACUCAAAUGUGCCUUCUACUGCUUGACCCAUGGGUCAGUCCUCCUCUUCCACACCCUCUCAUACAGAGGGCAGUGGUUUGGCCUCCAGCUUUGACAAGUUUUUUAAGGAAUUCAAGCUAGAAAGCAAAAUUGUCUCUCAGGAAACCAUCAGGGAAAUUCAAUCACACCUGAAGACAGAGAACCUUCAGAGAGUGGUUUCUACAAUUGGUAAAGCAUUGAAAGACAUUGACAAUGCCCCUCUGAACAUUGCUGUGACCGGGGAGUGUGGGACAGGGAAGUCCAGCUUCAUCAAUGCCCUGCGGGGAGUGGGGCAAUACGAAGAAGGGGCUGCCCCUACUGGGGCAGUGGAGACAACCUUGAAGAGAACCAGAUAUGAAAACAAAAAGUUUCCCAAUGUGAUAUUAUGGGACCUGCCUGGCAUGGGAACCACUAAAUUUCCACCACAGACGUAUCUGCAGGAAAUGAAAUUUGGGGAGUAUGAUUUCUUUAUUAUCAUCUCUGCUACACGCUUCAAAGAGAGUGAUGUGCAUCUGGCUACAGCAAUUCGAAAAAUGAAGAAGAAUUUCUACUUUGUUAGAACUAAAGUGGACAGUGAUUUACAUAAUAUAAAAAUGGGUAAACCCAAAAAUUUCAAAAAGGAUGAAAUCCUGCAAAGGAUCCGCAAUGACUGUGUGAAUCAUCUGCAGGAGGCUGGUAUAAAUGAUGCUCAGAUCUUCUUAAUCUCUAGCUUUGAGUUGUCUGGCUAUGAUUUCCCAAGCCUGGAGACCACCCUUCUGAGGGAGCUCCCAGCCCACAAGCGCCACAUCUUCAUGCAAUACCUGCCAAAUGUUACUGAGGCUGCCAUUGACCGGAAGAGGGAUUCCCUGAGACAGAAGAUAUGGUUGGAGGCCCUGAAAGCUGGAGCAUCGGCCACCAUCCCUUUCAUGGGUUUGAUCACUGAUAAUGAGGUAGAAAACCUGGAGGAAACUUUAACGCUUUAUAGGUCUUACUUUGGGCUGGAUGAUGCAUCCCUGGAAAUCAUAGCCAAGGACUUGCACGUGUCAGUGGAGAAACUCAAAGCAAACCUUAGGUCUCCCCAUUUGCUAUCAGUUGAGAAGGAUGAUGACCCCUUAGGGGAAAAACUGUUGAGAUAUGUGGAAAAAUUCUGCUCUGUUAGUGGGGGAUUCAUUGCCCCUGGUGUUUACUUUUGGAAGAUUUUCUAUUUGCAAAAUUAUUUCCUUGAUACCGUGGUGAGUGAUACUAAAAUUCUUCUUAGAAAAGAAGAGAUUUUUAAGGAUUCUGUGGGCUCCGGGCAAGCCUAUUUACUUCAGAAUGCUGGGAAUGAAAAUGGGAAAAGUGAGACAGCAAGCUCCUGAAUUAUUCUUGGUGUUGGCCUGGCACUGGUGCCUGAAAAGUUGAGUUAGGACUUCCCUGAAGCAAUCCUGACCCACUGCCCUCAAGGUGUAUCACAGACAUUUCCAUAAUUCACUCUUAAACCAUGAACUUAGUGACUGUUAUUUGACAAUGAGAGCUAUCAGCUCUAAAGAAUCCUUUUCUAUGAUCCUUUCAUGGAAAAUGAAGGACAGGAAUCUGUGAUUUCUGCUUGGUGGAGAGAAUAAUACUUUGUAUCAUGGUUACUACAUAGCCAGCACUGGUGUUUCUACUGACACACUAGUUUAAAAAUGGCUAUGCACACAGAAGGUCCUCAAAAAUGAUUUUUAAAUGACUGCAUACAUAGUGCAUCUUUGCUGUUCCUGACAUUCUGUUGUGAAUUCAUAAAUUCUGAUCAUUGAUAGAUUAUUAAUUAAUGUGACUGAUAGCCUCCUUGUCCUUUCUAGGCUAAUCAUUUUAUUUAAAAACAUAAAAGAUGGUGAGCUGAACAUGUGUCACAAGAAAUGAAAGAGAAACAUUAGCUAAGGAAAAGCUUUAUCUGGGGUACACUGUGAGAGGAACACACAUAUACGAUGGGAACAUACUCCAAGGGCUGCAUAUUGCAUGUCUAGACACCCCUUGGCUGCUAUCAGUGUAUUUUGUGCCUGAACUUGAGAGGUUAGGGAAUAAGAGACAAGAGGAUUUUGAUAAAUCUAAGUGGAAAUUUAAAAAAUGCAAAAGGUAUUUAGAUAUACGCAAUCCUUCAUCUAAUAAGGGAAAUGCAAGAGGGGAGGGUGUUGGGGGACUGGGAUAGGCCAGUGAUGGGUAUUAAGGAGGGCACACAUUGCAUGGUGCACUAUUAUAUGCAAAUAAUGAAUCAUGGAACAUUACAUCAAAAACUAAGGAUAUACUGUAUGGUGACUAACAUAACAUAAUAAAAAAUUAUUAUAAAAAAAGGGAAAUGCAAAUUGGGAAUGACAUCUACACUAAGAUAUCAUUUACCUCUUAUUAGAUUGGGGGAAAUUGCAAAGUUUGACAUUCUGUGGGUGGCAGUGUAGAAAAAUAGUUGUGGUCACACAAUUUUGGUGGGUACACAAAAUGAUCUAGCCUGUAAUGUGGUAAAUUAGACCAUCUCUAGGAAAAUUACACUGACAUUUACACUUUGCCCCAGUGGUCUCACUUUGAAGAAUCUGGGCCAUAAAAAAUGAGAGUAGAUUGGUGGUUGGCAGGCAUUGGAAGUGGGGAAAUGUGUAAUGCUGUUGAAAGAGCGCAUCUUUCAGUUAUAAGGCGAAUGUAUAGUAUGGUGACCGUAGUUAAUAAUACUGUGUAAUAAUAGUAUUAUACAACAAUACCUGAAAUUUACUAAGAGAGUAGAUCCCAAGCUGCUCAACACACACACACAAGAUAAAUAUGUGAGGUGAUGGAUGUAUUAAUGAACCUUGGCUGCUGUGCUUAUUCCUCCAUAUGUACCUAUGUAUCAAAUCAUCACAUUGUACACUUUAAAUAUAUAUGAUUCUAUUUGUCAGUCUUACCUAAAUAAAGCUGAGGGGGAAGGAAUAAAAAAGCUAGAAAAAUUCCAAAAUAUAUAUGAUUAAAAUUAUUAAUUGCAGCACUAUUUGAAAUGAUAAAACACAAAAUUCAAAUGUUACAGCCACAAAAUAGAUAGAUGACCUGACAACUCUACAAAGGAUCGAGUAAUAUCCUAUACAUUGCUUUGCUCUCAUCUCCAGGAUAUUUUUUUCAGUGCAAACAGUAAGAUGGAGAAGUUUGUGUAUAGUCUGGUAGUGAUGAUCUAAGACAGUUCAAAAGAUGAAUAUAUGUUUGCAACAUGUUCUUCAAUUAAACACGAGACAACUGCAGUAAUAACACUCAGUUAUCUGUAGGGGAAUUAAUGGUACCUUGGGGAGAGACAGUGUAAGGGUUAGACUUUACUCAAUGCAACUUAUUUUACAUUGGAACAUGCAAAUGUUUUACAAAGCUAUGUAACUGUGUGAUUAAACAAAAAGACUCAACAUUUAUAGAAAUAAAUGCAUAACGCAAAUUAAUCUAA
Ailuropoda melanoleuca (giant panda) is the source of this 3649-nucleotide messenger RNA. RefSeq names its product T-cell-specific guanine nucleotide triphosphate-binding protein 2-like. Lineage: Eukaryota; Metazoa; Chordata; Mammalia; Carnivora; Ursidae. The transcript has 3 exons. The record is from RefSeq and is a predicted model, not a curated record. Gene Ontology annotation, biological process: autophagosome assembly; cellular response to interferon-beta; innate immune response. The coding region runs from base 279 to 1604 and encodes 441 amino acids. Gene Ontology annotation, molecular function: GTPase activity; GTP binding. Gene Ontology annotation, cellular component: endoplasmic reticulum membrane.